Molecule: messenger RNA, 1456 nt
Organism: Guyanagaster necrorhizus
Lineage: Eukaryota; Fungi; Basidiomycota; Agaricomycetes; Agaricales; Physalacriaceae
Exons: 4
Coding region: 100-1185 (361 amino acids)
Cellular component (GO): nucleus
Source: RefSeq, a predicted model, not a curated record
GUCCGCCAUCGUGUGAUCCGCUUUUCCGUUUCUUUCGCGUCCACGACAAGAAGUUGGGCCUUCCUAUUGCUAUUCUAAAAUAUCUUGGCCUGACUCUAUAUGCUCGGACUCGAAGACUAUGGCAGCGGCAGCGAGAGCGAAGGGGAGACCGAGACAAAACAGCCGGCUUCGAGUAGCAUGAACAGUCAGUCAUUGAAAUCUCAAUCCAAAGCGACCUCAUCAUCCAGUAUUGCCCUACCUCCUCUUAGGACGAAGAAGCGAAUUGCGAUUGUUCUGCCCUCACUUAAGGCUGCGAAAGAUGGCGAUGGUGAGGAAGAGAUAUCCAGGCCUGUCGCGAAGAAGCCUCGGUUGGAGUCUGGUGCUGGGUCAUCGUCGUUGAUGUCAAUGCUCCCUGCACCAAAACAGAAAAACCCCAUAUCUGCUCCAGCAGAACGAGUCCUGGGUGGUGGAAAAGGCCAGGCUUUGUCCUUCAAUGCGCCUGCUUCAGUACCACCAGCAGACGAGGCUCCAACACCCUCGAUACCCUUUCUACCACCAUCGCUGGCAAAAGGGAGGUCCAACAUAUCGUUGGAAGAAAGCAGACCCAGGGCUACUGCUCGCACUCCUGCCCCUGCCGUGGAUUUCUUUUCAUUGGGUGCCUCUUCUAUGCCUAAGCCCACAGAAUCUACUAUUUCUCCCUCAUCCUCUAUCAGCAUAUCUUCCGCGCCAGCCAUUCCGACGUUUGAACCACCAGAGCCGACGAUGAACGACGAGUAUCCAGGGUAUUACCAACUUCCUUCGGGCGCAUGGAAGGCGCACGAGCCAGAGUAUUACGGAAAGUUCCUACAACGGUGGCAAAAGGAGUACAAUGAUCAGGUCCGGGCAUUGGAGAAGGGCGUUGCGAAAGGGUUCGAGGGUAUGGAAAAGGAGGGCAUGGAGGACAUCGACGCCAAGAAAGAGAUGGAGCGAGCCAAGAAGGAGAUCAAGGAGAGAGAAGAGAGAAAGGCGGUAACGAAGGGUGCUGGAGGUGCUCCUGAGAAACCAAAAAUGAACAUUAAUGCAUCCAAGCUCAGCGGCAUUGCUCGCUCCAGACAUCAACUGUCGACGAUGCUCAAGGAGGCGUACGAGAACAGAGAGGCCUUGGAAGAAAAGAUCGCAGAAGGCAGACGCAACCGCAAGGAGGCUGGGAACAAGUAUGGCUUCUAACGUUUUCCACAUCUGUAUAAAAAUAUAUAAUGCCCGAGCUACAAAUGUGCGACAAGACUAGAUAUGCUCUAUAAUAUAUAGAUGGUACUUAGUCCGUCAGGAUGGUGGAAUAAGAUGGCUAGAAUACAAAGCAAAAAUGGAAGAAAAGUAUCAUCCGGCUACAGACAAAAUCCGUUCACUUGCCACCAGCAGAAAAUUCUGCUCAAAAUUAUGAAAAUAUGAACCUAGGAGAUGUACAACACGUACUGGUGACAGAUUUGGUUCCCUCAGA